AUGAAAAUCUCCGGCAAACUCAACCCCAAACAUCUCUUCCGAUCAAAUAAAAACCGUUCGGUUUCCAGAUCUGAUCCAUCCUCUUUCGGUUCCUACGCCACGACGUCCUCUACCUCGUCGGAGCCCAGCCAUGGCCACAACAAGUCCAUGUCAAGCGGUGUUGCUACUCCAACCAGCGUCCUCCCAAGGCACUCGAACUCGCACUCGCACGAAAUAUCUUCUGAGGAGUGGUUGGAGAAUUCUACCGACGUACAGUUUGAGUUGGUGCAAGCGUUCAGGUUUAUUGACAGUGACGGUGACGGAAUGAUAACGAGGGAGGAGCUCGAGGCUGUUUUGAACCGAAUCGGAGGAUCCGAACCUCCAAUCCGGGAGGAGCUAAGCCUGAUGUUGAGUGAACUCGAUAGAGACGGCGACGGGAUUAUUACUCUGGAGGAGUUCGGAGCCAUAAGCUCCGCUUUUGGUCCGCCAGCUUGCGAUACUGAGCUGAGAGACGCUUUUGAUUUUUUCGACACCGAUCGCGACGGGAAGAUAACGGCGGACGAAUUAUUCGCGGUGUUCAAAUCGAUUGGGGACGGGCGGUGCACGUUAGAAGAAUGCAGGAGUAUGAUAAGUAGCGUGGAUAAGAACGGAGACGGGUUCGUGUGCUUCGAGGACUUUACGCGUAUGAUGGAACAGCAAAGAUGA
Messenger RNA from Lactuca saligna, 684 nucleotides. Lineage: Eukaryota; Viridiplantae; Streptophyta; Magnoliopsida; Asterales; Asteraceae. The record is from the annotation of a GenBank genome assembly.